AUGCUCAAGCAGACCCAUCCAGAUACAGCGGUCAUGGGCGAGGCCAUGGGUGAAGACUCUGAGCGACGAGUUUCGCCACAUGAUCUUGAGGGGAAUGACUCAGAUGUCCAGCAUGAGGCCAAAAAAUCAGCAAGCAAUGAUCCAUUCGGAUCUGAAGAUGUUGCUGAAGUAAAGUACCGUACAAUGACAUGGUGGCAGUGUGGAAUGCUCAUGAUUGCGGAGAACGUCUCUCUAGGAAUCCUCUCCAUUCCAUCCACUAUGGCAGUUCUCGGAAUGGUUCCUGCUGCAAUUCUGAUUGUCUUCCUAUCAGCUCUGUCAUGGUAUACGGGCUACAUCAUCGGACAGUUCAAAGUUCGAUACCCACAUGUCCACAGUAUGGGUGAUGCUGGAGAAAUCAUCUUCGGCCCCGUUGGACGUGUGCUGCUCGAAAUUGCACAGCUCUUAUUAUUGAUCUUUGUGAUGGCAAGUCACAUCCUCACUGGAACUAUCUUGCUGAGCACCAUCAGCAAAAGCUCAGUGUGUGGCAUCGUGUUUGGUGUCGUUUCACUGAUCGUUUGUUUCAUCGGUGCUCUCCCACGCACGAUGUCCCGCGUGUAUUGGCUAUCAACUAUCUCCUUCGCAAGUAUCAUGAUCACUACUCUUGUGACCAUGAUCAGCAUUGGAGUGCAGUCUGAAGAUCCCGUUGAGUAUCAUGCCUUCCGGCAGAUCAGCUUCUAUGAGGGAUUCCUGGCAUUUACCAACAUCAUGUUUGGAUUUAUUGUUCAUGUCACCUUCUUUGGACUUAUCUCUGAGACUCAGAACCCACAAGAGUUUCCGAAGGCCCUUGCUAUGCUGCAGGUCACCGAUACUGUCUUGUAUCUCGUGGCGGGUCUUGUGAUUUACAGAUAUUCUGGCCAGGAUGUCAAGUCCCCUGCUCCAUCUUCUGCGGGUCCACUGAUGAAGAGAAUUUGUUUUGGUCUGGCGAUUCCAACGGUUUACAUUGCUGGUAUUGUCGUCGGUCACGUCAAUUGCAAAUAUGUAUACGUUCGAAUCCUCCGCGGUUCGAGCCAUAUGCAUAGAAACAGUUUUGUUGGCAUCGGAACGUGGGUUGGAAUUGCAGGCCUCCUUUGGGUUAUUGCAUGGAUCAUUGCCGAGUCUAUCCCCGGGUUCAAUGAUCUCCUGAGUUUCAUCAGCGCCCUAUUUGGAAGUAUUCUGAGUUACGCCAUUCCGGCCAUCUUCUGGCUCUACAUGAACAAGGGCCGUUAUAUGUCCACGGUUUCAAAGACUUGUCUUACCAUUCUCAAUCUUAUAAUUUUGGGCAUUGGCCUGUUCAUGUGCGGAGCCGGGCUUUACGUCUCCGGUAGAGCUUUGAAAGAGAGCUCAGCAAACUCCAGCUGGUCGUGUGCUGUUAGCACUUGA
Messenger RNA from Penicillium brevicompactum, 1398 nucleotides. RefSeq lists its product as uncharacterized. The record is from RefSeq and is a predicted model, not a curated record. Gene Ontology annotation, biological process: amino acid transmembrane transport. The coding region runs from base 1 to 1398 and encodes 465 amino acids. The transcript is spliced from 10 exons. NCBI's taxonomy places the organism in Eukaryota, Fungi, Ascomycota, Eurotiomycetes, Eurotiales, Aspergillaceae. Gene Ontology annotation, cellular component: vacuolar membrane. Gene Ontology annotation, molecular function: amino acid transmembrane transporter activity.